AGCUUCUUCACGCGUUUUCAUUCUACAGCUGGAAGCUUCAGUUUAACUGUUUGUCAAGUCAAUCACACGACUACGAUACAUGACAAAGCUUGCCACUACCUGAAAUUUCCGGGACUUCCUUCAGCUGCUUUAUUUGUACCGUCAACCUGCAAAUACCCCCAUUUCGGGGCCACUCAACAUGGUGACCCUCGAAGAUGUCGAAGGGAGCCUCUUGCGAAAGCCCUCCGAAACUUCUCACCAAGUCCCUUCUCGGAGCGCCUCCGUUUACAAGCCCCUACAAUCCUUUGUCCUCGACAAGCAACGCUCUUACCAGCAGCAGUAUGGCGAUAUGUACUUUUUGCGCCUCACCAAGAUAAAACCAGCUGUCGAUAAAGUAGCCGCAGAGGCUUGGACAGGUACAAAGAUUGGCGAAGAGGAAGCACAGAGAGUUGAACGAGUGCUUGAUGUCCGGCAGGGAGAGCUGUGCUGGGUAACUGGCACCGUAUACAUGGAGAUGCCACUGAAGCCGAAUAUUCUGGAGGAUGUGUCCAAGGAUCGUUGGAUCUCCGCCCCUAUUCUGACACCGAAAUAUUUCUCCAAAGACGACCAGGUCAUGUUGGAGGACGAGUCGGGCCGCAUCAGGCUGGUUGGCGAUGUGCUGAAGACCGUAAACUUGGUCACAGGAUGUAUUAUCGGGGUCAUGGGUACCGAAAACGCCAAUGGCGAAUUAGAGGUCAUUGACAUCAAAUUCCCUGACCUUCCUCCGCAACCUGACCGUUGGAGCCUUUCGAAGCCCAAUUCAGAGAAGGCCAAGACAAAAGACGAAGAUGAGGAUAUGGCUGAUGCUUCUGAAACCAAGAAGGGCAACAGCAAGAUUGCUAUUGUGUCUGGCUUGUCUUUCUCAGGCACCGAUGCUUCUCACACGCUUGAGCUUGAACUCCUUUCCGAGUACUUGCUCGGUGAAGCUAUGACCCCUUUAAGUCAGAUCGAUGUCUCUCAUAUUAGCCGCCUUGUCAUAGCAGGAAACUCUAUCUCGACAACAGACCGCAAACCUCCCGCUGCAGACGAGGCGCUCCCAGAAAAGAAAGCCCAGAAGAAGUACGGCUACGACGCCAGCGCCUACAACCCACUCCCCUCUCAACUCUUCGAUGCGUUCAUUGCCGAACUUCUCCCAUCCAUUCCUAUCACGAUGCUCCCUGGUGCUCAGGAUCCAGCGAACGCUAGUUACCCGCAGCAACCCGUGCAUCCAGCAAUGUUCCCUUCGGCACGAGCGUAUGCCCGUGACCCAGCAGCUCCAGCCACCCAACCAGGCUGGUUUGACACUGUCACCAACCCGUGGGAAGCGGAGCUCGAAGGAUGGAGGUUUCUUGGUACUGGUGGCCAAAAUGUUGACGAUGUUUUCAAGUACGUCGGCAGCGAUGAUCGUCUUGGCAUGAUGGAAGCUAUGUGUCGAUGGCGUUGCUGUGCCCCGACUGCACCCGAUACGCUAUGGAGCUACCCGUUUCAGGAUGAUGACCCUUUUGUGAUGCAGACUUGCCCUCACCUCUAUUUCGUCGGCAACCAGCCACACUUCACUACAAAGGUUAUCCACGGACCUGAGGGUCAGUCAGUGAGACUUGUGACCGUACCAAGUUUUGCAGAAACAAAGGAGCUGGUGUUGAUCGAUACAGAAACACUUGAGGUGGAGAGGGUCAAGAUAUCUGCAACAUAAUGCGAUCAUAGGAUGGGCAUGGUGUAUAGAAUAGGUAUGGCGAGAUACCCCGAACCGUAGUUGAUUAAGUACGCUAAGCUACCUGUUUGAGCAAGUUGAUCGAUCAUCCAUCCGUCCACUUCUUAGC
Molecule: messenger RNA, 1817 nt
Organism: Fusarium oxysporum Fo47
Lineage: Eukaryota; Fungi; Ascomycota; Sordariomycetes; Hypocreales; Nectriaceae
Product: DNA-directed DNA polymerase delta subunit POL31
Exons: 4
Coding region: 179-1690 (503 amino acids)
Biological process (GO): DNA replication; DNA strand elongation involved in DNA replication
Cellular component (GO): delta DNA polymerase complex
Molecular function (GO): DNA binding
Source: RefSeq, a predicted model, not a curated record